This is a messenger RNA of Drosophila virilis, 541 nucleotides long. It is a transcript of the gene Cpr49Af, whose product is annotated as Cuticular protein 49Af. Lineage: Eukaryota; Metazoa; Arthropoda; Insecta; Diptera; Drosophilidae. Gene Ontology annotation, cellular component: chitin-based extracellular matrix. The record is from RefSeq and is a predicted model, not a curated record. Gene Ontology annotation, molecular function: structural constituent of chitin-based larval cuticle.
GCACAGCUUGGAUAUUUAUUCUGGAUUUAGUAAAUAUACAAAUUAACCAAAAUGAAACUAAUUCUGUUAUGUGCUCUAUUUGUGGCUGUGACGCAUGCGACCGAUAAUAAUGACUUUAUAUCGAACGAGUCGAACGUGGAAUACAAUGGCAAAUUCUUCUACCAUUAUGAGCUGCUCGAUGGCUCAAAAGCAACGCAGAAUGGCGAACUUAAAGAAGUCGAGAAGGAUCAAUACGGCGAGGCCGUCAAAGGGCAUUUCUCAUUUGCUGGCGAUGAUGGCAAGGAGUAUGCCAUAUCCUACACAGCCGACGAGAACGGCUAUCGGCCAGUUGGCGAUCAUUUGCCAACACCUCCGCCCACGCCAGAGUCCGUGCUGAAAACCCUCAAAUAUCUGGCAGAGCAUCCGUAUCAGCCCAGCGAGCAGAAGUCUUGAAGGGAUCGAAGUGCUCAGCGCAAACAUGUGAUCAUUAAUGUAAAAUGAAACAACUGUGAACCAAAAGAACUGAACAACUCAAGCUAUACAAAAUUUACACAAAACUAGC